Molecule: messenger RNA, 1079 nt
Organism: Lolium perenne
Lineage: Eukaryota; Viridiplantae; Streptophyta; Magnoliopsida; Poales; Poaceae
Source: RefSeq, a predicted model, not a curated record
UCCAGCACGCGUGAGGCGUGACCUCCACCUGCUCCCCUCUCCCCUCCUGUUUAUCUUCCACCGAUGCAGCCAUCAAACCCUAGCCCGCAUCUUUUCCAUCCUCGCGCCGCCGCCCCUUCUUUCCCCUCGACCACGCAAACAAGCGAGACCAAAGUUUCAGAGAAAACGCCAAACACCUCCACCGCAGCGUCACCGUCGCCCGUCGUGUCCGACCACCUUUCGCUGAACCAAGGCCACCACGAGUUUCUCCUCGUCACGCUGAAGCUCCUCUACACGCGUGCGCCUCCAAUCAGCCACGAAAUCGACGCCCAAAUCGUCGUUCUCCGCUUCGCCCGCCACGCACCGGCGAGGUUUCCGACCGCCUCUGACCUGCUCCGUCCUUUCCGUGACCAUCAGUGUGUUCCUGGUUUUCACCGGAGUUCUUCUGGUCCUUGCCGUCGUCAUGGUUGCCGUCGCGCUGGGCUAGGGCCGGGUUCGCGUUUCCCAACAUCUCCUCGUUCGAUUCCGACCAGUAGCGCAGCCCGGAAGCCUCACCCUCGACUUCCUCUUCCUCGACACCGACGGACGCUGUCCCUGCUUCGCCUUCCUGGUCGUCACCGUCCAACUUCCUCGAGCUUUACGACUUCGUCAGCCUCCCCCCGGUAUGAAGAUAUGUUCGAUGAAGACGACGUUAGCAAGGUUACCCUUCCGGCUUGGCCUGGGCAGGGUUAUGGACGCCACUGGUUAUCUUCAGGACUCUUAGUCCAAUUUGUAUCUUGUCCGUACUCGGACGUAUUCGAUCUUCUGUAUGAUUUGGACCUUUGUAUUGUAUAUUUGUAUCUUGACUCGUUGGAGUCCUUGUUGUAAUAUAUAUGUAUCUUGUGGGCUCUAUUGUAAUCCUGUUGUAAUGUUACCGCUCGUGUUAAUUCCUCGGGCAUCACGUGUGUGAUUCGUCGCGCACGUCGUGUCGGAGGGCGUCUCUGAAUCGAUAUCGUGCGGAUUUCGGCGGGAUCGCUGGAAUCCUCAGGAUACCGGUUCCGGGGCGUCACAAGUUGGUAUCAGAGCCUCAGGUUGUCGAUACCCCACUAGUCCAGCCUUUA